AAGCAAUAGCGCCGCGCGAGCCCAUUAGGCUGGGAGACGGCCGGGAGCAGGCGCCAGGCCUUGCACGGGCUCCCCCGCAGCCAAGGGCAGCAAUAACGAGCGUCUGCGCCGCGCGCGUGCGCCCGCAGCGCCGCUAGCCAGCCCCCAAGGGCAGCCCAGACAAGCAGCCCAGACACCAAUGGAGCAACCAACAAUGAAGAGCGUCCAGUCCGCCGCGACGAAGGACGGCCUCGGUGGACUCGAAAGAGAACUGCAUGCGACCUUCCAGGCGUCGCGCCUGCCCGCGCGCCAGAAGCACGAGCAUGCUCUAGUUGCCCAAAUAACAAAUGCCUGCGAGGACCACUCGCCGGAGGGCGUGGCCUUCGUCAUGAACCCUUUGGUGGUGCUGGGGCCGCCUGGGAGCGGUAAGUCGACCAUCGUCGCGGCUUGGUUGGCGAAGCGCCGAGCGGCCGAGAAAAGGUUAAUAAGGCAGCACCCGUCACUCACGCCGGAGUUCCAGUUCGUCCACGUCGUCGGGUGUACCCGACAAAGUCUCUUGGUGAGAGAGUUGCUCAAUCGAUUGGUGUCGGAGUUAGUGCAGCGAUUUGAUUUGCCAGAGCCCCGCGACUGGUCGCCAAAGACCCUAGCCUGGAAAUUGCCCGGACUGCUCGAGAAGGCGGGCGCGAAGGGCGACGUGUUGAUUGUUAUUGAUGGCUUGAAUCGCUUGCGGAACGACGACGGCGAGGUGAAUCUAGCCUGGCUGCCGCAGGUGUUUCCGCCCAACGUGCGGGUCGUAGUAGCUACUACUCUACCCACGGGCAUGGAAUUGCCCGAUGCGGCCUCAAUGUUGUUAGAUGACGACGACGUCGUGCUGGAAGGCCAUGCCGCGGAAUUACGGAGGAACCAACGGCGCGUCGUAGCCGAACUAAGGAGAAGAAGGUGGCACGUCGCGCGCGCGGACUGCAACGAGACCACCAAGAGUAGUAUCAUGCGUACGUAUUUGGAGUGGCACGAGCCGGACCACGAGAGCGACGACGAGACGCACGUUUCCGACUCCGUCUUCCUCACGACGACGGGCCAGACGCUGGGCAGCGGUUCCAUUGAAAGCAGUACAUUAACGAAGCCCUCGCAAGGACCGCGAAGAGGCGCUCUCAGAGAACGGUCCCAAGCUAAAUUAGAUUUAUUUGACGCGCAGCACCGAGCGCUGGAAGACACGCCUACUUCUUCUCUGACGCUAGCGACGUUUCUACGAGCGUUGGUCUGGUCCGCGGCGCGCGGCUUCGACGUCUGGUCGCUCCAAGAGCACUGGCUGUCGACGGAGAAAGAAAGUACUCCCGAAGAACUUUUUGAACACAUAUUGGACACCUGGGAGGCGGGCCACGACGAUUCGGAGGAGAAGAGGGAACGGGCUCGACGCGCUUCCAACGAGGCCGGCGUCAUGGUCGGCCGGGAUUUGAAACGUAGAUUGGCCAAUGUCGUUUCUUCGUCCGAGUCGGAGGCCGAGUCGACGGAUUCGGAGGGGCCCGCCGCCGCCGAUCGGAACUCGUUGUCGGGACGCUUCGCGAGCGACCACCCCGCGACGACCGGAAGUCGCCGGUCCCUCGACCACGUCCAGUCACCUACAACAGAUAGAGUGCGUGUCAAAGGGGAGGCGACGCCGUGCGACGCCCACGCCAUCGCGGACCAGAAGUGGCUCAAGGUGCAAGCAGGAUGCGCUAGGAGGUUGGACCACGUGCUGGAGGUGGCGUCGCUGGUCACGGAACGACUACUCGCGACCGACGCUCAAGAUCAUUCGUUCCUAGAUGCCUUCCUGCAAGGCGUCGACGACCUCGAAGACGACAAGGAGGAGUCGCUCGUAUCCAUGAGCAUCCCGACGGGCGGCGCGUCGCUCGUAGAAGAGCCAACAGUGGUCGAGGAAGCUCCCGCCGAGCCGCCCGCACCUUCACCCGUGGAAGAGGCCGAAGAAGAGAGUGAUGAUGACUACGGCGACGACUCCUACGAGGACGAGGAGUACGGCGAUGAUGAUUUUGACGACUUCGAAGACGAGGGCGGAGACUUCUCGCAAGAUAUCAGUAUAGAAGACUAUUUGCGGAAGGUCUUCGCGAGUGUGGACGUCAAUGGGGACGGGGAGAUCUCUACCCAAGAAGCGGUGAAGGCCGUCAGGUCAGAUCCCGAGUUUGCUGCGAUGCUUGGAUUUGACUCCGCUAUACAAGUGAAGCGCUCGGACUACACGAAGGACCAAUUGGAAAUGGCUCUUGAGCAGCUGGAUACGGACGAGUCUGGUAGCGUGAGCUGGGAGGAGUUCCGGAACGCGUUUUUGCCGCCCUCCGUCGACGAAGAUACGUAUCAGGAGACCUUUGACGAAGCCGAGGACCCCUUCGCUUCGUAUCUUAGAGAUUAUGAGACCUACCUCAAGGCGGUCUUUGACCAGUGUGACAGUAACAGCGAUGGCCAAUUAUCCUAUCAAGAAAUCGUAAAUGCUCUAUCUUCAGAUGAGUUCGUGGAAAUCGCCGUCGACGCCAUGGGCUUUGUGGAGUCCGGCGUGUCUCGGGAAGAGUUCGCCCGACAAUUUCUCGCAGCGUGCGACUGGGACGGCGACCGAGCGAUCGACUGGAGCGAGUUCCGCGAAGCGGCUCUGGCGUCGGCGCUGGACGCCAUGCACGAGGCGCGCAUGGAGCACGCCUUGCGGGAGGUGUUUGAGCGCAUCGACACGGAUGGUUCUGGAUCCAUAGACAUCCGGGAAGCUGUGGAGGGUCUCCGGGACGACGCCGAUUUCGCUGAUAUACUAGGCUUCUGGAGCACGCACCAAGCUAAUAGAGAAGAUGGUAGUCUCGACUAUUUGUUGGAUCAGCUGCAAGCUCUAGAUACGAACCAAGAUGGUGUCAUUUCGUGGGCUGAGUUCCGGGCCUCCGUGUUCGGUGGCGAAGAGGCUGAAGAACCAGUAGUCCAGGAAACGGAACCACUCCCGGACUACCUGUUGGGUGGGUCCAAGGUGCCUGGGUUGGGUACGUUGCUGGGGGACGCGCUGGCGCUGCUAUGCGUCGCGCGCUACGGCCUGCUCGAGGACGAGCUCUGGGCGCUGCUCGGUGACUUGGAUCGGGAACGCAAGGAGGAUUUGGAAGCGUAUGAAAAAAGACAAGCUGAUCUGGAACGAGAACGCCUGGAACAGGAGAACGAGCUCACGAGACAUUCGGUCAUCGAGACAGAUCAAAAAGAGGAAAGCGACGAGGACCUGGACGACCUGGAGGCCUUCCUGUCCGAUGACGGUGCGGUGCGCGCGUCGGAGCCUACCGUGUUUCCUCCAGAAGUUGUGGAAGAGCUUCCCAAAAUGCUCGCGGCGCUCGGCGUGCUGUGGGACCCCGUGGAGCGGUGUUUGGUGCUGCCUCUUGAGAGUGAGGCUUUACGCACAGUAGUUCAUCAAAGAUAUGUGGCACCCGGCGCGGAACGGGUGCGGAUCUCGCUCCUGAGGGAACGCGAGGCGUUCGAGCGCGAGAGAAAUUCAUUGUGGGGCCAGGCCGACGCAAGUCAUCAAUCGACACUCACGACGGAGGAGGAGAGUAGAGGUGGGGACUGGUGGCACGCGCGCGUUGCCGCUUACUUUGCGGCAAGACCACCUUCGCGACGACGCGCGGAAGAAUUACCGUGGCAUCUGAAGGAGUGCCGCCAGUGGACGCCUCUCUGUGAGGCAUUGUCGGACAUUCAUACGUUUGAGGUCAUGUUCCUGGGGCCGCCCCAGAUGAAGCUGGAGCUCGCGAGCUACUGGAAGCUUCUGGUAGAUGGACCCUUGUUUCUGUCCGAGGCCGCGGAGCACGCCCAGGCCGUGGCCCACCAGGGCAUGACGCCCAAUCAAAUCAUCCUGUCUGGUUUAGAUACGGCCCACGCCCUGGGGUUGACCGAGUCUCGCGCGAAGCGAGACGGGCACGAGCACCAGGCCGCGCGUUUCGACGUGGUAGACUGCUACACGAAGUCCAUUGAUGUGUGGCACGCCGAGGAGAAACCGUCGUUGCAUCGUCUCCAAGAAUGUUUACAUCGCAUUGGCGACUUCCUGGUCGUUUUUUCCGAGACCGUAGACCCGGCCGCACCGUUUCUCCGCGGAAAUCUGAACUGGGAGCGGUUGGAGGGCAUCGGCGUGCCGAAGCCGACGCCCUGCAAGACGCUGGAGAGUACACCAUCAAUCAUUCCCGAUGAUAGUAGCUAUAAUUCCAAUCAAGACGCGUCCGUGGGCCUCGGGGCCGCGGACGACGCCACUGUCAAUAGUUUGGAGUUCCUGCUGCAGGGUGCCGGCGUGCCGAACGCUGGUUUAGUACAAAGAGAUCGCCAGCAGAACUUCUACCAUUUCUGGCGCUGGACCUGGAUCCAAUAUGUAUGGUCGGCUAUGGCUAGUGGCGCCGCGGUCAGUUGGGCCGUGGGCAAUAUAUAUAGGGGCGUGCCCGAGGACGAAAGUAUCGGGGAAGAAGGUGUCGAGGAGUCACAGCCUACGAACGUACCUCUGGAUACGAUGGUCGGCCAAUUGGCGGUGCGAGCCGCGAAAAGAGCAACAGCAUCACUACAUGGCUCGUCCUACAAACGGAGCUGGGAGAUCAAGCGCAAGGACCCCAUCAACGGCGCGAAUUUGGCGCACCUGACGGAGCACCAGUUCCGGUCGCGAGCAAGGCCCAAUCCUCUGAAAGACGCUCCUUUAUCUUUGCGAGAUGGCGGUUUUCGGUCCAUGGCCCGACUAGCUGCGGGUGUGGACUUGGACGCGGCGUGCGGUCCCCUACGCCUAGGGCAAGAAGAAUAUGGUAGCGUGCAGGAGGAGGAGUCACUCUUCAGUGAAGACGCUCUUUCUCCGGAUGAUCGCACGAUCAAUACGAUGGAUAGGAUAGAUGCCCAAACAUCGAAGGGCAACCCGUUGACGGCGGAUCUGACCCUGGCCAAGCUCCACGCUACGAAAUCACCGGAAGGGAGGAAGAUGGUUAGGUUGCGACGUGUCGCGAAUCGACUACUACCUCGUAGAAUGAGGAUCGGCCCGACGUACGGCGACGGGAAGAACAUCCAUUUGGAGAAUGGUGCCGGUCCGUAUUCCGCGUCAUCAAUAAGAUACCAGCGGCGCGGCACGCGCUUCCCGACCGCCGCGAAGCACAUCGAGGAGACGCAACGGGCGAAGCUGAAAGCUUUGGAUAAGCAUACGGUCAAGUGCCUGAAGCGGUUCGGGGGCGUCACGGAGCCGCAGGACCUCAUGGGGCAGAUCAAGCUCAAGGAGAUUGAAAGGAUGACGGACUCUGUGGCGAGAAAUUGCAAGGACAUUGGAAGCUUAAAUCACACGUCGAUGAUCUUCCCGGCCCAACCCUUCGACCUCGUGCUGGCGCAAGCGAACGCUCAGAACGGGAUGCUCCGGACGGAGUGCGAUAGAUUAGUUGCGGCGCGGCGCGAGAAGCGGCGGCAGUUGGAGAAGGACGAGGUCGAGCUCGCGGACAUGAACCGGGCGAACGACUUUUGUUUGACGCAGCUUACCAGGGGCGAGGAGACGCUGAAGAUCCUCGAUGAUCGCUUGACGAAUGUGCGGGUGGCUCUCGCCGAAGCUGCUGCGUUGGGUGCUUGUUACGGCGAGAUCGUGCGAGCGGCGCAAGAGGAUCGACCGACGGGCUGUGCGCAGCGCAUGGAAGUUGUCGAGAGGCAACUCAAAUUAGCCCAAGUGCAAGCUGAGGACUUGAUCGAGCAGCGUCGAACCUUGCACGAGCGCGUGGAAGAUGAUGCUGCCAAGAGGACACCUCACUAUCAUAGAGAGCAGCAGAAGUGGCAGGCCAUGAGAGCUGUUACCAGAGAACGAAAUAGAUUAGUGUUAUUCUCGGUCAACGAGCUCAAUGAGAAGAUCGACGCUUGUAUCGCACGCAUGAACCCUCCCCCAGUGGAGGAAGUACCUGUUAUCUAUGAGGAGGAGGAGGACAAGCAUGCUACUCUUAAUAAGCUCGCUAUUGCAAGGAUGUUCAAAACUACCAUGGCCCAUGGCUCAGCUAUGGAUGUGUUGACCGCGUUGGAGGAUCUGAAUCAAAAACUGAAGAUUGCCGCGGGUGCGACCGACCCGGAGGGCGUCGCUCACAAGUUACGAACAGCUAGGGAGUUGAGUGCUUCAUUGGAGCACCAGCACCACCAGGCCGUGGCCAAGGCGUCGCACCUGAAGACGCAAUUGGAGCGCCACCAGCAAAUUCUAUCAGAUAUGAAGAUGACCGGCGAGUCGGCUGUGCCGGAUCCGGUCGUUACGUUGGACGAUGGGACAGUGGCCACUCUCUCCUCCACAAAGACCCCAGACCUCUUCCAGGCCGACCUGGAUCUGGAGCACGCUCGUCGCACGGCGAACGAAGCGCAGCGCGACAUUGCAAGCGUCAGCACGGGUGUCAUACACUUGGCCAAGCUCCUGGAGGCCUACACGAAGAAGACGCCCAAGGACGACCCCGUCAAGAGGCUGUCACUCGAUAGAAAUACUAUCAGAGACGUGGAGCGCGGCGAUUUGCCGGACCUCGAGAAGGUCGACACCGAGAGGGCGGCCGUCGUCCGGUUACUGUCGAGGUGUGAGCUGACGAUCGUGAGCGUGCGCGAAGCUUUAGCUAUUGCCAAACAAUUAGGGGACGAUGAUGAUGAUGAUAAUGGCAUGAUCGACGCGUGCCACCAAAGCCCGAAGAAAGGGCAUAGCCUUGAAGGGCCAGUUAGGUUACAUAAAACACAACCCCUGGACCACCACGACGGCCCGGACUUCAUGCACCGACACUGCGACCCUAGUGUUCGUGCGCGCACGCGUCGGUCCGUCGAGAAGGAAGUGUCGAAGGCCGCGAAGCGCCGAGCGAAGGCCGACCGCGAGGCCGCGAAACUCGAUGACAUGCCCCGGCCGAUCGUCGACGCGCCGGCGGCCUUAAUUGUCAAGCGCGCCAUGGGCCGGAAGGCCGUGCAAGACGCCCAGCGGCAAGCCAAUAUGCUCAGUCGCUUGAAGCAAGGCGCUCGGGCUCCGUUGGGCGUUGCCGUCGCCGAGGCGCUGCGGACGACGAAGGACGCGGCGGACGCGGAGUUUCGUCAAUCGCGCGGCCGCAAGCCGCGCCAGCUCGGGCUGUCGACGCCCGGCCUGCCUCUGACGACGCGGGAUCUGGUGAAAUCCCAAGCGGCCGAAAUUGCAGCGCAGAAGGAGCGGGAGCGGCUCGAGGCUGCUAAGCGGAAGCGCAUGUUGGAGAUGAUGGAGGACUAAGAUACUAGUAUUGUCA
Molecule: messenger RNA, 7208 nt
Organism: Pelagomonas calceolata
Lineage: Eukaryota; Pelagophyceae; Pelagomonadales; Pelagomonadaceae
Source: the annotation of a GenBank genome assembly